UGUUGAGAAAGAAAGACGGAGAUGACAUGAGCUUGAGCUCAUUGCAAUGCGUGGUCUCAUGAUCGAUGUCGGUUGUGGAAGUUCGAGACGGUGACGAUGUUCGACCUCACCGCCAUCGAAUCACCCCGACAUUGCUAUUGCAGUAAGAAGAUGGUUUUCGGUUCACUCCGCCAUGUCGGUGAUCAGCUCGACGCUCGGUGUGUGGAAGAAUGAAUCGAUCCCUGAGCGUGCUCUGUUGGCUUUCACCUCGGGCUCAGACUCCAGUGCAAGUCGCCGAGAUUGCAACAAAUGUUUGAACAGGCGCUCAAGCGUAAUUUUGGUAAAUGAGCCCAAGGUUUGAAGGAUCGGAAAGCCGGUUGCGGACGAAGAAUCCCACCACGUCGAGAACCUUGAAGACAAUCGUUGAUUACGUCCAGUGCGACGUUUCAUGGUCCGGGGCAUGAGGUAGAAGAUGUCCAGGAGACUAAUCAAUGCCUGACUAACAAGGACAAAAAUAAAAUGUGUAGCGCAUAUUAGGGUUGCAAUAUUCUGUUCUUUUUUUAAUUUCACUGAUACAGUGAUCCGUUAUGUUCCUGAGUUUUAUAAAAUGUUUUGCUUCGAGUUGUGAGACAGUCUUCCAUGAAGAAUCUGGGGCGUGACGUGGAAGCGUAAGGGAUUCCACGUACCAUUCAAUUGUGUGGGAGUCCGUAGCUCUAACCCUAACCCUAAUUUGGAAUGAAUAGCGGUUUCGAAUGAAUCCCAUCACCCCGCAGCACUCUUUCUCCUGGCCCCUCGCUGCUGCGUCGCAUCCCAACCCAAGUUGCGCUCGACGCUCUUCCUGCUCCAUUUGCAAGCAUGGGUCACGAAACAGUGUGGAACUCACACCCCAAGGGAUACGGUCCGGGAUCUCGCACCUGUCGGGUGUGCGGUAACUCAUGUGGCAUGAUCCGCAAGUACGGCAUCAACACUUGCCGCCAGUGCUUCCGCAUCUAUUCCAAGGAUAUUUGAUUUGUGAAGUACCGCUAAUUGGAAAUGAGCGUGGAGCACCCAUUCAUACGAUGAUAUCUCAGUCGACUUUGUAACUAAUUUGUUCUUCAAGACUAUGAAUGUCUUGACGAGAUUUAUGAAAUAGCUACUUCCUUGUUGAAUGUUUGACCCGAAUUUUGGCGGUGCUCAGCGUGUAGCUGAUUGUUUUGCUGUAUAUUUGCGCUUGUGAGAGUAAAAGAUAGAAAUACUCUUUUUGCACUA
This is a messenger RNA of Physcomitrium patens, 1227 nucleotides long. RefSeq names its product small ribosomal subunit protein uS14z/uS14y/uS14x. Gene Ontology annotation, molecular function: zinc ion binding; structural constituent of ribosome. The record is from RefSeq and is a predicted model, not a curated record. Gene Ontology annotation, cellular component: ribosome; cytosolic small ribosomal subunit. Gene Ontology annotation, biological process: cytoplasmic translation. Lineage: Eukaryota; Viridiplantae; Streptophyta; Bryopsida; Funariales; Funariaceae.